Fusarium vanettenii 77-13-4 is the source of this 984-nucleotide messenger RNA. RefSeq lists its product as uncharacterized. The coding region runs from base 1 to 984 and encodes 327 amino acids. Gene Ontology annotation, molecular function: hydro-lyase activity. Lineage: Eukaryota; Fungi; Ascomycota; Sordariomycetes; Hypocreales; Nectriaceae. The record is from RefSeq and is a predicted model, not a curated record. The transcript has a single exon.
AUGCCUUUCCCAAAGCUACCACCUAAUGUCGCCUACAUACGACUCUCCAACCCGGCAAGACGAAAUGCUCUGAGUCUUGGCGUCCUGCAAGAUCUCAAGAGACAGCUCACCGAGGCUCUCACAUCUCCCGUGAGUGGACAGCUUCGGAUCUUGCCGCCUUUUCAAACUCGGAUCUUGGAAGACUUGGAGAAGGUUGUGCGUCGAGAUGAUACGACGAGCGAGCAUUGGAAGAAGUACGGAUGGCUGGUCAAUUCUUCUGAAUGGAAGAGGGAGAGAGCUGGACUUCUUAAUGUGCUGGUGUUGCGCAGCGAGGGACCCGUUUUCUCAUCUGGACACGAUCUGAAGGAGCUCUCUGGGCUCAGUCAUGAUGAUGUCAAACUACUCUUCAGUCUUUGCGCAGAAGUCAUGACAUUGAUCAGACGGAGUCCGAUUCUCGUCGUUUGCCCCAUUCAAGGCCUCGCCACAGCUGCUGGAUUUCAACUAGCCAUGGCAACAGACUUUCCUAUCGCGUUGGCAGACACCAAGUUUGCCUUGCCGGGGGCAAAGAUUGGGCUGCCUUGCACAAGCCCGUCAACUGCCGUCUCACGCCGGUUACCUCCUGGAGCAACUUAUCGCCUGUUGGCAACAGCACAACCUGUCAAAGCAUCAGAUAUCCCGGGAGCAGUUGACGUGGUUCAAGUCUCGGAUAGAGAUCAAUCUAGUGAGGCUGGAAGUGCGGCGUUUGAAAGCCGAGUCUCAGCAGUCAUCGAUCAACUUGCAUCCAUGUCUGCUCAGCAGCAAGCCGUUGGCAAAUGGGCAUAUUGGACGCAACUUGGUAUGGGUGCAUCCGACGGAGAAGAAGGGGGCGAUGGCUUUGGAGCUGCGGCUCGUUGGGCAGGACGGGUCAUGGCUUUGCAUGCGAAGAGUGAGGAUGCCAAGGAGGGUAUCGGGGCAUUCUUGCAAAAGAGGUCUCCUGAUUGGGUUAGCAAGUCUUCAAAGUUAUAG